Messenger RNA from Passer montanus (Eurasian tree sparrow), 694 nucleotides. RefSeq names its product transforming growth factor beta-1 proprotein-like. The record is from RefSeq and is a predicted model, not a curated record. The transcript has 2 exons. The annotation marks the transcript as partial. Lineage: Eukaryota; Metazoa; Chordata; Aves; Passeriformes; Passeridae. Gene Ontology annotation, molecular function: type II transforming growth factor beta receptor binding; cytokine activity; type III transforming growth factor beta receptor binding. Gene Ontology annotation, cellular component: extracellular region. Gene Ontology annotation, biological process: transforming growth factor beta receptor signaling pathway; BMP signaling pathway; SMAD protein signal transduction.
AAGGGACGAAAAAGGGCAAAAAGGGACAAAAUCGGGCAAAAAGGGACAAAAAACGGCAAAAAAAUAACCCGGGACCACCCGGGAUUAAACCGGGAUUAAACCGGGACCACCCGGGAAGGAGCGGGACAGGCAGCAGGCGACAACCGGGAGCACCCGGGACAAAGCGGGACUGGCCCGGGACCGGCCAGGGACAAACCGGGAGCACCCGGGACAAACCGGGACCACCCUGAGAUAAAGCGGGAGCACCCGGGACAAAGCGGGACCACCCAGGACAACCGGGAAGGAUCGGGACCACCCGGGACAAACCGGAACCGUGUCCGGUAUCCGGCGGCCCCCGGGAUGCGGCCGCCCGUCCCGCUGUCCGUCCGUGUGUCCGUGCCGCUGUGUGUCCGUCUGUGGGCGCUGCUGUCGCUGCUGCCCGGGCCGGGCCGGGCGCUCUCCACGUGCCGCACGCUGGACCUGGAGGCGGCGCGGCUCAAGCGCAUCGAGGCCGUGCGGGGCCAGAUCCUGAGCAAGCUCCGCUUGCCGGCGCCGCCGCCCGAGCCCGGCCCGGCCCCCGCGCUGCCCGAGGAGGUGCGGGCGCUCUACAACAGCACCCGCGAGCUGCUGCGGCAGCGGGCGCGGCUGCGGCACCCCGAGGAGCCGCAGGAGUACUACGCCAAGGAGCUGCUGCGCUUCCCCAUGGAGAGCGAUG